Messenger RNA from Camelus dromedarius (Arabian camel), 1327 nucleotides. RefSeq names its product WW domain binding protein 1 (gene WBP1). NCBI's taxonomy places the organism in Eukaryota, Metazoa, Chordata, Mammalia, Artiodactyla, Camelidae. The record is from RefSeq and is a predicted model, not a curated record. Bases 205 to 1119 code for a protein of 304 amino acids. Gene Ontology annotation, molecular function: WW domain binding. The transcript is spliced from 5 exons.
GAGCAUGAUGCAGAUUGGUAGGACAGAACAACCUGGGCGCUAGUUGGCAGAGGUCUCACCGGAUGGAAGCUCCGGUCGUGGAAUGAUGGUGGCAGCAGCGAAGAUGGGCCGGACUGGGGCCAUGGUGGUGGCGGCAGAGGUGGCAGGGGCGGGGCGGCUGGCGGUAGAGGAGACUGUGGUCUUCAGGGGGCUGUAGGUGGAAGCAUGGCUCGGGCCAGCGGCAGGAACGGCAGCGAGGAGGCCCGGGGGGUACUUCAGAUGCCGCAACAGCAGCAGAGUCCAGCAGCGUCUUCUCUUGAGGGAGCAAUUUGGAGAAGAGCUGGAACCCAGACUCGCGCCCUGGAUGCCAUCCUUUAUCAUCCACAGCAAUCCCAUCUGCUUCGAGAGCUGUGUCCAGGAGUGAACAACCAGCCCUAUCUCUGUGAGAGUGGUCACUGCUGCGGGGAGACUGGCUGCUGCACCUACUACUAUGAGCUCUGGUGGUUCUGGCUGCUCUGGACUCUUCUCAUUCUCUUUAGCUGUUUUUGCGCCUUCCACCAUCGACGAGCUAAACUCCGGCUGCAACAACAGCAGCGGCAGCGUGAGAUCAACUUGUUGGCCUACCACGGGGCAUGCCAUGGGGCUGGCCCUGUCCCUGCGGGUUCACUGCUUGACCUUCGCCUCCUCAGCGCCUUCAAACCCCCAGCCUAUGAGGAUGUGGUUGACCACCCGGGCACACCACCACCUCCUUACUCUGCAGCCUCAGGCUGCCCCUUGACUGCUUCCAGUGAAUGCACCUGCUCCUCCUCCGCUUCUAGCUGCCCCACCUACUGCGAGGGAACAAAUGUGGAAGGUGUUUCCUCCCACCAGGGUGCCCCCCCUCAUCAGGAGUGUGAGCCUGGGCCAGGGGUGACCCCUGCCCCCAUCCCCGCCUCCUGCCGCUAUCGCCGCCUGACUGGUGACUCGGGUAUUGAGCUCUGCCCGUGUCCUGACUCCAGCGAGGGCGAGCCAAUUAAGGAGGCUAGGGCUAAUGUCACCUCACCAGAUCUGGAGAGCCAGUUCCCUUGUGCGCCGCCCCUAAAUCCCAUGUCCCAGAUCUCCCCUGUGGGGCCAGCUUCCAGCAGAGGGGACAGCCCAUAAACAGUUUUGGGAGGGUGGGUGGGUUACUUGCCCACCAGAAAUAGCCCUGGUCCCAACUCUCUGAGCUCUCCUUGGCCUCUCCCUGCCCUCCUAGAACCUGCUGGAAAGGACUGGAGUCCCACGAAGGGCAGUGCUGGGGGGACUGUGCUAGCUCUACCCCCUAAGACACACACAGGAGCCUCUGAUCUCAUUAAAGAGAUGUGAAGCA